This is a messenger RNA of Ahaetulla prasina, 2459 nucleotides long. RefSeq names its product dyskerin pseudouridine synthase 1 (gene DKC1). The record is from RefSeq and is a predicted model, not a curated record. Gene Ontology annotation, cellular component: box H/ACA snoRNP complex. Bases 1 to 1647 code for a protein of 548 amino acids. Gene Ontology annotation, biological process: box H/ACA sno(s)RNA 3'-end processing; rRNA pseudouridine synthesis; mRNA pseudouridine synthesis. Gene Ontology annotation, molecular function: pseudouridine synthase activity; RNA binding. NCBI's taxonomy places the organism in Eukaryota, Metazoa, Chordata, Lepidosauria, Squamata, Colubridae. The transcript is spliced from 15 exons.
AUGGCGGACGGGACAGGUGGGUGCCACACGCGGGACGGCUUUUUGCCUCCCCCGCCCCCCACCUCAGGAUCUCGGGAGGAGGCGGGUGGAAAGAUCCCCGGGGAUUCAGUUUCUAAGAAACACAAGAAGAAAAAGAAGUCUUUGCCAGAUGAAGAUGUUGCCGAUAUACAACAUACAGAAGAAUUUCUUAUCAAGCCUGAAUCAAGAGUGGCCCAGCUGGAUACAUCGCAAUGGCCCUUGCUUCUCAAAAAUUUUGACAAGUUAAAUGUGAGGACUGCGCACUACACCCCACUUCCUUCUGGCUGCAAUCCCUUAAAAAGGGAAAUUGCUGAGUAUGUAAGGACGGGCUUCAUCAAUCUGGAUAAGCCUUCCAACCCUUCUUCCCAUGAGGUUGUGGCCUGGAUCCGCCGCAUUCUCCGUGUUGAGAAAACAGGCCAUAGCGGCACAUUGGACCCCAAAGUUACCGGGUGCCUGAUUGUGUGCAUUGAACGAGCGACACGUUUGGUCAAGUCUCAGCAAAGUGCAGGCAAAGAGUAUGUGGGAAUCGUUCGGCUGCACAAUGCAAUUGAGAGUGAAAUGCAACUUUCGAGGGCAAUAGAAACUUUGACAGGUGCCCUCUUUCAGAGACCUCCCCUCAUCGCUGCAGUGAAGAGGCAGCUGAGAGUCCGAACGAUUUAUGAAAGCAAAAUGGUUGAAUAUGAUCCAGAAAGAAGACUGGGUAUUUUCUGGGUCAGCUGCGAAGCUGGAACCUACAUCCGGACACUUUGCGUGCAUCUGGGUUUGUUGCUGGGAGUUGGUGGUCAAAUGCAGGAGCUCCGGCGAGUCCGCUCUGGGGUCAUGGGGGAGAAGGAUCACAUGGUGACCAUGCACGAUGUGUUGGAUGCUCAGUGGCAGUAUGACAACAAUAAGGAUGAGACUUAUCUCCGGAGGGUGAUCUUCCCUUUGGAGAAGUUGUUGGUGUCGCACAAACGGCUUGUUAUGAAGGACAGCGCGGUGAACGCAAUUUGCUACGGUGCAAAGAUCAUGCUUCCUGGAUUACUGCGGUAUGACGAUGGGAUUGAAGUCAACCAGGAAAUAGUCGUGAUCACCACAAAAGGGGAGGCGAUCUGCAUAGCUAUUGCUUUGAUGACAACGGCGGUGAUCUCUACCUGCGACCACGGCGUUGUAGCCAAGAUCAAGCGUGUGAUCAUGGAAAGAGACACUUACCCUCGCAAGUGGGGGCUCGGCCCCAAAGCUUCUCAGAAGAAGAUGAUGAUCAAGCAAGGGUUAUUGGACGCUCACGGCAAACCUAACGAAAAAACCCCACAAGCUUGGAAAAAAGACUACAUAGAUUAUAACAGGGUUUCCGUAAAGAAGGAGGCAGAAGAGGAGAUGGAGCCAGAACAGAUUCAAGAGCAGCCAGAGAGGAUGCCGAAGAAGAAAAGAAAAAUCGAGAACGAUGGAGAUCCAGAACCAGUAGCUUCAUCUCCCCCAGCAUCUCCAGAGGAGCAAGCGGAGAUGAAGAAGAAGAAAAAGAAAAAGAAGGAAAAGAGGAAAAUGGAGUCUGCGGAGAGCAGUGGAGAGUUAGUUGAAAUGGUCAGUGAUCUGAGCGUGAAAAAGAAAAAGAAGAAGAAGAAACGAGAAGAAAUAGAAGAGAGUUCAGAAUAAAUUCCUCGCUACCAUCCAGAGCCAGCAGCCUGGACCAGUUUGGGAAGGCAAAAAUACACAAAAGGCCUUCGCAGGGGAAAAAAAAUGCAGACUGGAUCAGCGUGUAGAGGCUUGUCCUAAUUGCUGUGCAAAUUAUUGGGGCGGGCCAAGUUUGGCACCCCACUCCCCUUUCUGUCCUGUUCUAAGGAUAGUUUGAGAUAAUUGAGGCAGCAGACUCGCUCCCUGGUCAUCCAAGAAGGGACUUUCAGAGUGCUAUCCAGGAGAUGCGAUACUCAAAUCUUGGCACUGUUAGCAACCCUCUUUUUUUUGUACCUAUCGGCCCAAAGAGCUGCUGAAUGUUGGUGAAGAUUUAAGAGGAGGAAAGCAGUUAAGCCAGAUAUUGUCAGAUGCUUCGUUUUAAAAUGUUUUUGUAACUUUUUCUUUUUUCUGUUGUUUUUUUUCACUUGGCUUUGAUUCAGAGCAAGUCCAGACAUUUCCCACUCAGGGGGGGGCUAAAGCUUUUGUUCCUUCAAAAGGGAACUUGAUAACCUGUAUCUACGAGGGAAAGGUGCGGGGAGGGGGGGAAUCAGCCAUCCGUUCUACCACGAGAACAGAUUUCAAAGAUUUAUUUUUUUCCCUUCUUCCGUUUUCACCCUUCCCAACCAAGUCUCCGCAAGAGGGUUGUGAAAAAUCGAUCUCUGUGCUCACAAUUGUAGUAGAGAGUCUACAAUUUCAGCAGGACGGUCUGGUCCGGUCGUAUCCCGUCCUACCUUUCUAAGGCAGAGUACCGAUGCUACUUUUAAAAAGCUUUUCUAAUUAAAAAAGUUCAAGUA